Periconia digitata is the source of this 2031-nucleotide messenger RNA. NCBI's taxonomy places the organism in Eukaryota, Fungi, Ascomycota, Dothideomycetes, Pleosporales, Periconiaceae. The record is from the annotation of a GenBank genome assembly.
GCGCGCAAACUAUCCAUCGCGUGCACUGUUUUCGCCAUGGCGUCCAGAAGAGUGCGUGAGAACCGCGAGAAUCAAUUCUACGAUGUUGGAGUCCAGGGAAGGAAGACGGGAAUCACGCUUGAAGACAAGGGUGUGCGCGACGAACAUGGUUUGGAGCCUCUCUCUGGAAUCUUCUCCUCCCCGCAAAAGUCCCCGCCAAAGCCAUCAGCCCUGGACCCUUCUGGAGGCACCGUGACAGACUCAGAGUCUAUGGAUAUACAAGAAAGCUCCAUCCCGGACAUCACCACAUCUGCUCACCUUCUCCGUACCUCCAGAACUCAUUUACCCCCGCCAAAAUCCCGAUCACCUAUCAAAACUACUCUGGGGUCGUCCCCACGUCGUCAGUCAUCGAUAGCGCCCCGCGCACGAUCCGCAAACUUGCCUUCGAGUCCUCCCCGAGCAGUCUCCCAUCCUGCAGUCAACCGUCGGCUGGACUUUGUCCAGGAUGAGUCGAGCCUUCAAGAAACACCAGCCCUGAGUGGAUCCGGGCAGCCUCGUGGGAAGCGCCCAAGUGUAUAUGAUAUCGAAGAUUCGCCAAGUCGGGCCAAUAGUAUUACCCUCGAGGAAUCCAUACAGGAAGAAAUAACAGCCGCAGAGGAUCCUGUUGAUCUUGGAGAAGAAUACAUGGGCGAGGAGAGCUACAUGUCUGAUAUCGGACAGGACGUUGAUGCGGAAAUUACAGAUGAAGUCACCCAGGAAGCCGAAGACACCGAGCUCAUUCCCGACCCUCCAAAACUGCCAGGCAAGAGAGGAAGGAAGCGGAAGUCGGAGGUUGUGGAGCCACCCAUGCCAGAGCCGGUAACCAAAACUCGUCGACGGGGAGCUCCUUUAAGAGAAAGUUUGGAGAAGCCAAAGAAAAACUCGAAGACUGCCGCAGCCGGGCCAGCAUCCGAACCACGACGGUCCAAGCGCGUUUCCGAGCAUACAGAAGAAGAAUCAAACGAGCCGUCAACAACAACAAUAACGGAUAUCGACACUUCAUUGGCCCAGCCAAAACGGCGGGGGCGACCUCCGAAAAAUGGGUCACAGCCUGAAAAGGCCCAGGAAUCUGUCACCAUGAAACAAAAACCAAAGUCGAACCCGAAGUCGGGCACCGAAGAACCGGUUUUCAAGAAACCAAAGUCUGCUGCAAGGCCUCCAAAAGAGCCGGCCAAGAACCCUACCUCCAAUGGACUUGCUCAGAACGAUCUAGAUCAGCCUGUAGAGAACGGCAAAUUUGUCGAUGUGCACGGCAACCCUAUCUCCAAGGCUGAUAUUGAUCAGAUGUCGACCACGUCGGCAGGAUCCAGAUUUGCUCGAGGUAGAUAUCUUUCAGUAUUCCGCGAGCUGGAGCCACAAGACGUUGCACUCCCUUCUCGAACAGGGAGGCACCGUGUCCAGCCUAUUGAAUUUUGGAAAAACGAAAAAUGUUCCUACGACUCCGAAGGCAACAUGCAAGCAAUCGUCAAAAACGAGAUGAAAGAGCCUGUUCGGCCUGCAUAUAGCGGCUACAAAGCGAAAAAGAAAAGAAAAAGGCUACCGGUCAUUGAGGACGACGAGGUGCUUGACCUCGAACCGUGGGAAGAGGAGGAAGGUGUAUUCAAUGGCAUCUUCAAGGACUGGGAUGUCGAAGCUGAAGUGCCUACUAACGAUCUGGUAGAGAGCAAUUUAGCAUGGUCCACCAAAGGCAUUAAUCCUGUCGAUGUAGCAGAUGCCUCUUUUAAGUUCACUAAACUUUCAUCCGCAGGCAGUGAGAGUUUCAUGAGUUGGGGUUUCAUUGAACUCAACGCAGACCAGAUGAAGCGCAGCAAGAACUCAAGACGCAUGCACUUGGUGUUCCAUGUCCAGAGUGGCGCGGUCGAAGUAAAAGUUCACGAAAACGUUUUCACGGUGCAUAGAGGGGGCGUGUGGCAUGUGCCUCGUGGCAACACAUACAGCAUGAAGAAUGUUGGCAGCGCCACCAGUCGCAUAUUCUUCGCCCAAGCUUUCGAGUCGCGCGCUGAAGCUGAAUAA